UUUAAACUAAAUGAGUUAAACAUUUUAGGUUAAAAAAUAAUUCCAACCCAUAAAAAAAAAAAAACCCUAGAGCUGUAAACCCCAUCCCUCACGGAGACACUCGUAGAGAGGCCAGCGUGAAGGUCGCUACCGCCAGGUACGUUGAUACUGCUGGAAUCGCCGCUAAUAGAGGAGCCGCCGAGAGAGGCGCCGCCGUUUUGACUACCAUGGCCAUGAGAGGAGGAAGGGAGAAUUUGAAGAGGGCUACAGAGGAAAAACAUGUUACGCUUCAAGACGGGCAAAGCAUCAUGCAGGUGGUGUCUUUACGAGGCUCUAAUAUCAUUGAGGUCAAGGAUGCAUUUGGCAACAAAUCACUAGCUCUGUUCCCUGCUAAAUUUCGGAAAAGCGUGUGGAUUAAACUAGGGAGUUUUGUUGUUGUUGAUGUAACCGGAAAGGAAAAGGCUCUUGAAUCGGGUAGCAAGGUUGCAUGCCUUGUUUCUCAAGUUCUUUUCUACGAACAAGUUCGAGAACUACAGAAAACUCCUGAAUGGCCUGAAAGUUUUAAAUUUGCAAUGGUUGAUGAAUCAAAAGAAACUUCUGCCUCCCAACAAGAGAAUGAGCUGGAGGACAGUGAUGAUGGACUACCUCCAUUGGAAGCCAAUACAAACAGACUCAGACCUUUCGAGUUGCAAGCCGAUGAAGAUUCAGAGUCUUGUUCAGAUACAGAUGAUUGAAUCAUAUAGUUAGACUCCCAUGGCAUAUGAAUUAUUACACUCAAGCUAAAACGACAAUGUAUGUGAAAGAAUGUUCUUGUCCUAUUUUUAUGUGCUGAUUCUAUUGAAGAUUUGCUUUUCAGAUUUCUCAACCAAAA
Messenger RNA from Vigna unguiculata (cowpea), 850 nucleotides. RefSeq lists its product as uncharacterized. Lineage: Eukaryota; Viridiplantae; Streptophyta; Magnoliopsida; Fabales; Fabaceae. Gene Ontology annotation, molecular function: translation initiation factor activity; RNA binding. Gene Ontology annotation, biological process: translational initiation. Gene Ontology annotation, cellular component: nucleus. The record is from RefSeq and is a predicted model, not a curated record.